CUUACAUCAACAAUAGAAACCACCCACCUCACACACAACCCAGUAAUCCAUCAUCAUCAUGUCUGCCGAGUGGACCGACAAGGGCCCCGCCCCUCAAUCUGACGACUUCAAGAAGGCCGUCGAGGAGGUCAAGAAGCUCAAGCAGUCGCCGACCAACGAGCAGCUGUUGACGGUCUACGGUCUCUACAAGACUGCCGUCAACGACCCACACUUUUCCGCCGUCAAGGGCAAUGAGCCGUGGUCUGUCAACGUGACCGCCGCUGCUCAGAAAUGGCGCGCCUGGAAGGCUGUCGCUGACACUGGCAUCACCCCCGAGGAGGCCCAGAAGAAGUACGUCGACUUGGUCGGCGAGCUGAAGGAGCGUUACGGACUCGAGGCAUAAAUGGAGUGAAUUGAAACAUAAAUUGAAACAAC
This is a messenger RNA of Dissoconium aciculare CBS 342.82, 414 nucleotides long. RefSeq lists its product as uncharacterized. Bases 59 to 382 code for a protein of 107 amino acids. Lineage: Eukaryota; Fungi; Ascomycota; Dothideomycetes; Mycosphaerellales; Dissoconiaceae. Gene Ontology annotation, biological process: fatty acid metabolic process. The transcript is spliced from 3 exons. Gene Ontology annotation, molecular function: fatty-acyl-CoA binding. The record is from RefSeq and is a predicted model, not a curated record.